This is a messenger RNA of Momordica charantia (bitter melon), 1185 nucleotides long. NCBI's taxonomy places the organism in Eukaryota, Viridiplantae, Streptophyta, Magnoliopsida, Cucurbitales, Cucurbitaceae. The record is from RefSeq and is a predicted model, not a curated record.
UCCCUUCAUUUUAUUUACUUAGCAGUGCCAGUGACGAGUCCAUUUUUAUCCAUUAGAAUAUUAAAUGCGUAUCUUGUGUUCCUCACUUCACAGAAGAAGCUCAGAGCGUACCUGACACAGAGAAGAAACUGUUUUCCAUUUCAAUGGCGGAGAAAGACGACCGUACUCCUCAUAUUCUGGUAGUUCCUUACCCGGCGCAGGGCCACAUCAAUCCCAUGCUUCAAUUCUCCAAGCGCCUUCACAGAAGUGGAGCCAAAAUCAGCAUCGUCACCACCAAUUUCAUCGCCGGCACCAUUCAUCGCUCCUCCGAUCCCCCUCCUCCGUUCCCCAUCCUCACCAUCUCCGACGGCCACGACGACGCCGGUUACGCCGCCGCGGAGACUAUCCAGAUCUACCUCGACUCCCUCCGCCGAUUCGGAUCCCAAACCCUAAGGCAGCUUCUUCGCCGCCUUUCCUCUUCCGCCUCCCCAGUGAUGGCCGGAGAAAAAGGCAAUGAGAUUAGACAAAACGCCGCCGCGUGGAAGGUGUUGGCCGCAAAGGCAUUUGAGGAAGGUGGAAGCUUCGACGGAGUUGUUGAUGAGUUUCUCGCCAAAAUGGUAUUGGAGGUCCACCGUUCAAGCCUAUGCAAGAAUUGGAGAAUUUGUUGAGGACAAUCCAAGUGCUUCCAAGGCGGUGAAAGUGUUGUUGGAGCGUGGCUGGAAGAUGCAUUUAUGAUGGAGCCUAAAGCCGCUUGGAUGCCCUAGCACAUGUGACCGCGCAGUAAUUCUCUACACUUGUUUUUCACCGCAUCUGUACAACUUCUAGAGGGUGCCCUAAAUUUUAAGGAUCCGAUAUAUAAGGAAAAUAUACCCUAGCCGCAAAUAGAGGAACAUUACAGAGAUCCAUUUUGGAAAUAUCGAUUCCAUAUAACAUUCCCAUCUUGUCACCAUCUUUUUCAUCGAAGAGGGAGCUGAGGAGAGUGGUUGCUUUCUCGUGGGUCACAUUUUGCUAUUAAGGAAGCUUCCAACUCUCUGUUGUCUGCUUCAACGAUGGAGAUUGCUUACUUCAUUUCCAUUUCUUUUCUACUUUCUGUUAUGAACUAACCCCCACCUUCAAGGGGGAUGAGCUCACUGUAGCUUUGGUGUUUGCUAUGCUUAGUAACCUUAAAUACUGAUCUAAUAGAAGUGUGUUUAUUAUUUCAUCUCA